This is a messenger RNA of Corticium candelabrum, 1540 nucleotides long. RefSeq lists its product as uncharacterized. The coding region runs from base 66 to 1370 and encodes 434 amino acids. Gene Ontology annotation, cellular component: phosphatidylinositol 3-kinase complex. Gene Ontology annotation, molecular function: 1-phosphatidylinositol-3-kinase regulator activity. The transcript has a single exon. The record is from RefSeq and is a predicted model, not a curated record. Lineage: Eukaryota; Metazoa; Porifera; Homoscleromorpha; Homosclerophorida; Plakinidae. Gene Ontology annotation, biological process: phosphatidylinositol phosphate biosynthetic process.
ACGCACAUGCGCAUUCAUUAUUACUCACACGAAUCCGGACGAGGGAACACACAGAGUUUACGUCAAUGGAACGACUACGACAGCUAACAUUAGGGAGACGACAAACGCCGUCAGACUCGGUUCUAACCGACAAGCGAAAAGACGAGCAAUCCGUCCAGGUUCCUGCUGACAAGUCUGUUGCUUCAGGUGACGACGCGUCAAGACAUCGAAGCCGCAGCGUCUUCCAGUCGAUCAAAAACCGAUUCAAAGGCUCGAGGCGUUCACGCGAUGGUCGCUGUCACACGAUCACCGAGCUCGGAGGCGUAGACGUCUCGCAGAUGAGCGACGCGAUGAAGAAGGCGCGCACGGCGUCGCUCCCCGCACCGCGACGCGACGGCAACGCGUACGAGCCGAAGCUGCUCGAGCAGUCGCCGCGACAGCCCGGGAAGAAUCGAUACGUACAGCGGGAGACGCUCUUGACAAUGAAAGGAGGAAGUGGCCGAUUGGGGGUACAGGGCGGUGGUGCGAUUGAGCUAUUCGAGGCGCCUAGUCUGGAUGACCUCCUUGAUGGAGAGCGCAGGUCUGAAGCUGUACCACCUGAUGAGAUUCUCAGCUCGGUAGAGACGCCUAUAUACGACACGGCGGCCGUACAGCGAGCGUUCGGGCCGCUCCGGGACGUUGGGCGUUGGUAUUCGCACGAACAGGAACGACGACGGAUACAACAGCAGAUGAGAAUGAGUCGCUACUCGCAGCCCUAUCCGUUACCGGCCGGUAGCGCGCGUGAGGCGAACGACAACGGGACGAAGUCGGGUUUCUCGACAAGCGAGGAGGGAGACGAGGUGGUUUACACACGUGUGGGACCAUGCUUUGACCCGAGUCCGGGACAGGCGAGAAGUCUGGCGUUCGGACUGAAGAAUCUGGCCUUUCAGGGUUGGUACUGGGGCCCUCUGACUCGACAAGAAGCGGAAGAGAAACUAGAGGGGACCUCUGAUGGCACGUUUUUGGUCAGAGACAGUAGUGAUGACCGAUAUUUGUUGAGUCUCAGCUUCCGGUCCCAAGGCCGGACUCUGCAUACCCGCAUUGAAUUCUACAACAGUCAGUUCAGUUUCUACCAGAGGGCCGAUACCGAGGGGCAUUCGACGGUCGUUGAACUGAUAGAAAAGUCGGUGUGUGACUCAAGAGAUGGGAUUUUAUGCUAUUCACGCGGGCGUGGUCAGACUGCUCCGGCUUAUCCUGUACGACUGACCAACGCUCUGUCGAGAUUCAAUCGAGUGAGAUCGUUACAGCAUCAUUGCCGGUUUGUCGUUCGACAGUUGACCAGGUUCGACCUGAUCAGGCAGCUGCCGUUGCCGAAUGGAAUGAAGGAUUACUUGGAGGCGACGCGAUUCUAGUCGAUGAUGAUGGUCGUGAAUGGUUUUGUGUUUCUGGUCAACGAGAUGCAUAUAUACAAUGUAAUAGAUAAAGCAAAUUUGACUACCCAAAUCACUCAUAUGUUGACAAAUCCCAAGCCUGCAAAAUAUCGUUUGAGUUAUACAGUUAGUAGAAAUUGAUCAAUAGUAAA